This is a messenger RNA of Petromyzon marinus (sea lamprey), 2163 nucleotides long. RefSeq names its product mitochondrial ribosomal protein S24 (gene MRPS24). NCBI's taxonomy places the organism in Eukaryota, Metazoa, Chordata, Hyperoartia, Petromyzontiformes, Petromyzontidae. The record is from RefSeq and is a predicted model, not a curated record. Gene Ontology annotation, cellular component: mitochondrion. Gene Ontology annotation, biological process: translation.
CUUUAGUCUGGCUGCAUGAGCCCCACGUGUUUACCCAGAAUCCACCGCGACUCGACAUGGCGGCCCCCAUGGCAGCGUCAAGGGUGUUCGCCUUCACGCCGCUUCGGGGCAUUCUGUGUGCGAAAAGGCAGCCGAUGGCGGCGUUCCCCGUAUGCCCACAGGGACUACAAACAAGCGCAGUGUGUCUCAAGAACCAAGCGGGCCGGGUUCGUGUGGGGAAGGGGGAUAAGCCCGUGACAUACGAGCAGGCGAACCCACCACACCAGAUUGCACACCGCAAGGGAUGGCUCUCCCAGCACACGGCCAAUUUGGACGGCGAGGUGGGGGCGGCGGAGCGCUCGAUUGAGGACGUGUUCAUCCGCCGCUUCAUGUACGGCACAUUUCACGGCUGCCUGUCGACCGAGGUGGUGGUGAAGAGGCGCGGAAAUGUGCUGGUGGUGUGCGCCGUGCUGAUAACGAGGCUGCCACCCAUGCGCUACUACUUCCUGAUCGGCUACACCGAGACGCUACUCUCAUUCCUCUACAAGUGCCCCGUCAAGCUGGAAGUGCAGGCAGUCCCACAGAAGGUCGUCUACAAAUACCUGUGAAGGGAGUCAACGAAGACACCUGCUCGAGUGGCUGUGUUGAACUAAAGUCAGUUCUCUUUGGUGACAUGGCCGAGCGUGUUUGCCACUUGGGAGCAGAGGUUUGUGGUCGAACUCGGUGGCUGCCCUGGUUAAUAUUUUGGGUGAAGAGGGGGGGUGUAUUACGUGCCGCCAUCUUCACAGUGGAUGUUAAAUAUCCCAUGUUAUUUGAGAAAUGUGCUGACACCAUUCUGAAGUCACAUAGCAAAGUGCCCCCUACUGGUAGACUAUCCACUUAUUGGUAGGUACUGCAUUCCCCUUACCUAUUACAGAUGAUUGACCACAUCUCAAGAUGCUGUACACAUUGGGGGGUAUGUUUAUCCAUAUAACUAUGUUUUUUGUGUGUAAAAUAAUAACAGGCUACGAGGCAGGAGGGAAUUGAUACAACAGGAUAGUGCAGGUGCGAAUGAAAACACUUCUUAGAGGCGUGCAGUGAUCAUAGGCAGAGAGUAGGAAAGUCUUGUUUGAAUUUAAUCAGGGCAAGAGAAUGGUGUGCGCUGCAAAUCAGGAAAAAUACUUUUUUCAUAACUCAAUGAGGCUUUACAAGGUAAAUAACUAAUUAAACAUCCCUACUCGACCAAAUAUGAAGCAGUACUCGCCUACACUGGAAGCCCAGAGCCAGUUGUGAAACUGCUGUUUCCAGCAGCUGGGAUCGGUAUCCCCAUAGGACCACUGACUUUUCAGUGGUGUUUAUUUAAUUCCCCACUGGACAUGGGUUGAGAUUUCCCCAGCCACAAUUUGAACUCUCAACUGUAAAUCACCAUGUGGCCUGACAUGGUAUCAUCAUAUUUCUGUACAACUAUAUAUUCCAAUAAAUUGACAUCAACCUGCUUGUUUAAUGAAACAUUGACUGCUUUGUUGAAUAUUAAAAGAUGCAGCCAAAAUAAACGACUCUUAAAUACACACCUAGGCUGGGUCAUGGGCUCAGACAUUUAAGCUUUUUAAUAAGGAAAAUGAGGCAACAUGAUUUUCAGGAGCUUCGUUGCAGCUUUCUAGUGACAUUACCAUAGUGACCUAUUGAAAUCGAAUGGAGUCGCACUGCAGUGAUAUCAUAAGCACACUGACAGCACUCAUGUUUGUCUUUAAAGAAGCAUCAUUGUUGCUUUGCGGGAUCAUGGCAGCUUGGAGAGGCAGCAGAUUGACCAUGGCUGAUGAUGAAGCUUCCAAUCAAACUCGUCACGGCCAUAUUUUUGGUUGCAUCUUCCUUCAAGUGAAACGCAACAAAAAAUGCAUUACUGGCUCAUUCAUAUAUUGACUUCCAAGAUUAAAAAUCAUUAAAUAAAUUAACCAACUUCACAAGUUUAUGUUUGAGCUUUUUUCAUUAAAGGGUUUAAUUCUGAGGCUCAGUAUGAACCUGCAGUGUAAAUGGACAAGGAAUUCGUGCAGGAAAAAAAAUAUACUAAAAACAUUGUGAAAUCAGCUUCAACCACAUGGUGAGGUCUAAAUAAGCAAGACUGUUGUGCAGUGGGGGUAAUGAAUUGUGGUAUUCAAUGCAAACCAAAAAAGUGUACAAAUUUGAGCUCAUUGAUAGUGACAGAUA